UUAAAAAGCCCAUCUUACACCUUACCUUUUUUUUCAACUCUUACUAGGGUUGGUGCUAAGGACAUUGCUGGUAUACAUUUACCAACAAAUGUGAAAUUUCGGAGUCCAGCCUAUUCUUCUGUAGAUACUGAAGAAAUAGUUGAACCAUACACAACUGAAAAGAUGAGUGGAAUCCCUGGAGGAUACCUGCCUUUGACAGAGUGCUUUCAGAUUAUGAAAGUUGAUUUCAAUAAUCUUGAGGAAUUAAAAAGUCUUGCAACUAAGAAGCCAUACUCUCUUAAUGUUCCUGCUGUUAAAGCAGGCAUGUUGGAUGCUAUUAUGGUUUGGUUUGUUCUCCAGCUUGAUGAUGAACACAGUUUGUCCACAAGUCCUAGUGAGGAAACCUGUUGGGAACAGGCUGUUUAUCCAGUACAGGCCCUUGAAGACUACUGCAUACAGCCUGGAGAUCGAGUGACAAUGGAGGCAUCUUGUCACGAUUGUUACCUAAGAAUCCAGGGGAUCAGUAUCUUGCAUUUGGAACAUGAAAUGGAAGUUAUAAAAAGUUUUACCAACAGUACAGACUUGCUCUCUCUAGGAAAUGAGGCUGAACUCUGUAGUGCUCUGGCUAACCUUCAGACCAGUAGACCAGAAGCUCUCGAGCAGACCUGUGUGUUAGAGCCCACAGAGAUUGCUUUGCUUAAUAACAUUCCGUAUCAUGAAGGCUUUAAGACGGCAAUGAGGAAGGUGUUGUCUUCACUGGCCCCAGAGCCACUGUGCCAGCCCAUGGACACUCACUGUCAGUACAUGGAGAUGAACUCUGGGAGUGGACAACGUAACACUGCUCCGAGCACCUCUGAUCCUUUCUAUGUGCUGGAUGUGUCUGAAGGCUUCUCUCUUUUACCUAUACUUGCUGGAACACUUGGCCGGGUUAAGCCCUACAGUUCAGUGGAAAAAGACCAGCACUGUAUCGCUUUGGACCUCAUAUCUGAAGCCAAUCACUUCCCUAAGGAAACACUUGAGUUUUGGCUGCGGCAUAUAGAGGAUGAAGCUGCUGUGUUGCAAAGACCCAAAUCAGACAAACUGUGGAGCAUAAUUAUAUUAGAUGUCAUUGAGCCUUCUGGGCUCAUCCAGCAGGAGAUAAUGGAAAAGGCUGCAAUAUCCAGGUAAGCUGCAGUAUCCAGGUACGCAAAACCACAAGUGCGGGGCGAGUUUGGGUUCCUUUUCUUUUCUUUCUUUCUUUAAUUUUUUUUCUUUUUUAAAUU
Messenger RNA from Grammomys surdaster, 1241 nucleotides. RefSeq names its product protein arginine methyltransferase 9 (gene Prmt9). Lineage: Eukaryota; Metazoa; Chordata; Mammalia; Rodentia; Muridae. The transcript is spliced from 3 exons. The record is from RefSeq and is a predicted model, not a curated record. The coding region runs from base 163 to 1146 and encodes 327 amino acids.